UAUAAUUAUAUUUGAGUGGUUCUAUAAUUAGAGCAGAGCCAGUAAUAAUGGUGCUGAAUAAACUCACUUUGAAGGUGUUGCCAUCAGUUGUUUUGCUUGUUUUGCUUGUAGUGCUAUGGUAUUUACCAAAGUUGCACUUUACGGUGGCAAAAGCUUACAAGCCCUUGACGGAGCCGGGGAUCAUGAAUGAGCAAGCCAAUGUUAUUGAACACUCAAAUUUAAAGGAUAUAACGACUGAAAAAACAAGACUCACUACGGCGGUCACACCAACUCGCUUUAUCUAUCUAACACAAACAGAAAACUGUAUUCCAGCUGAUCUAAAGUCUCCCGAAGUGAUUGGUGACUCUGAAGCAUGUCAGUGUGAUGUUAUCAUCCUCAGUUACAAAAAGAAGUGCGAUGACACGUCAUUGCCUCAUGUCCAAUACUUGUUCAACUCUAGUAAGUCUACAACCUGGACUGUUGGAAGAAACUUGCUUUACGAAGCAGCCAAGGAAAGAAAAGAAACGUACAUCCACUACAUUUUCAUGGACGACGAUGUUAAACUACAUUUAAUAUCAUCGGACAAACAGAAUCCAUGGAGGAUGUAUGAAGAGUCUCUCAAGACCUUCCAACCAGCUGUAGUUAUCAUCCAAUAUCACAAUAAGAAGUACUCCAAAGAAAUUUUUCCUGAGCGAGUGAAUUGUGAACCCACACGAUACGUACAAAUAUAUUUCAUGGAUGCUAUCUUCAACGCCUUUCACUAUCAAGCAAUUGACUACAUACUUCCAUACACAACAACAUUAGAUUCAGUAAGCUGGUUUUACUCACAAGUGUAUACUAACAUCAAGUGUAAUAUCUUAUUUAAUAAAGAGGUGGUUAUUGACCCUCGCUUUGUAGUAGAAAACAAACUGCACCGCAAUUACACACAGGGCGCUUUUACUCCGGAACACUGGAUUAAUAUCAUCUCUGAAAUUCGGUCAGAAGUACCAGAAAAGUAUCGAGCUUCAGUUGAACCUAUUUUACAGCAAUGGUUAACAAGUGAUGACUCAAAGGGGUUACUGGGCCAACAAACAUGCAAACGUGAUUUGUCUGUGCAUCCAUACAGACCUUACGAGAAUCUGCCUAAAAACAAAACUUUGGUCUAUACCAAAACUUGACUAUGUACAUGUACCAAGCAGUACUGACUUUUAUAGUGGUGAUGUAAUGUUUAUUGUUAAAUUGUAUUUAAUAUGCAUGCAUGGUUUCUUUUUACAGGAGGUCACAUUGUUUUCUAUGG
Halichondria panicea is the source of this 1255-nucleotide messenger RNA. RefSeq lists its product as uncharacterized. NCBI's taxonomy places the organism in Eukaryota, Metazoa, Porifera, Demospongiae, Suberitida, Halichondriidae. The transcript has a single exon. The record is from RefSeq and is a predicted model, not a curated record. The coding region runs from base 48 to 1136 and encodes 362 amino acids.